This is a messenger RNA of Homarus americanus (American lobster), 1655 nucleotides long. It is a transcript of the gene EloC, whose product is annotated as elongin-C. Gene Ontology annotation, cellular component: elongin complex. Lineage: Eukaryota; Metazoa; Arthropoda; Malacostraca; Decapoda; Nephropidae. Gene Ontology annotation, biological process: ubiquitin-dependent protein catabolic process. The record is from RefSeq and is a predicted model, not a curated record. Bases 120 to 470 code for a protein of 116 amino acids. Gene Ontology annotation, molecular function: protein-macromolecule adaptor activity. The transcript is spliced from 3 exons.
CAGGUUAUCGAGGCCUGUCUAGCGAGGUUUAAACUUACAUCCCUGGCAACACUGGGAGCUCGAAGCAGGAGCUGUUUACAUCUAGCAGUGGCCGCCGUACUGUGUAGUAAUUUUGGAAGAUGGGGGACGAAAACAAAGAUGAGGAGCGUGUAUAUGGAGGUUGUGAGGGUCCCGACGCCAUGUACGUCAAGUUAAUAUCUUCUGAUGGCCAUGAAUUCAUUGUCAAGAGAGACCAUGCACUCACCUCAGGAACCAUCAAGGCUAUGCUCUCUGGACCUGGCCAAUUUGCUGAAAAUGAAACAAAUGAAGUCAACUUUAGGGAGAUACCAUCACAUGUACUUCAAAAAGUGUGCAUGUAUUUCACCUAUAAGGUUCGGUACACUAACAGCUCUACGGAGAUUCCUGAGUUCCCCAUUGCACCUGAAAUUGCUCUAGAGCUGCUUAUGGCUGCUAACUUCCUCGACUGCUGAACAAAUCAAUUAUAAACCAUAUGCCUCUUGAGUUAUUAAGUCUGUGAGAUGGUGUGUGAAUAUCAAGGAUUUUCUUUCAAGCAUUGGUAGAGAGAGAAUCUUAAAGAAACUUUAGGGUCAUUCAAUAGGUGAUUUCAUCAUUCUGUACCAUGAUAUUGUGAUUUCACGAAUUUGCAACAUUCAUUCUGUAAAGACAGUAAACGAUUAUAAUCAUCUUGCAAUUGUGAGGUAUUCAGAUAGGAAGUGAAGAAUGAAAAUAUAUGUUAGGUACCAGUAUGAGCUAUUGCCAAGACAUAAGGACAGUGAGGUGACAGAGCUAGAUUUAUCAACAGAAUUUAUCAUAGCUUUUUCUACUUAAAUGUUAAGGCAUCAGUUGUUUUAAAUAACUCCAACUUCAGGAAAUUGAAAAUCACUUAUAUGUAACUGAAAUAGGAGGAUAAGUUUGUAUGUAAAGAUGAGUGUUAGGAGACCAUUUGAUUAAUAUUUAUAAAGAGAAGAUGGUGCUGCUGUGUACAUCAAAUCCUUCUUUAUUUGGCAUGUUUGUUUAUUGUAGGAUAGUACCCAGUUCCUGAGGCUACAGUAUUGUAUCUGUUGCUGAUAACUUAGAAAACUGUCACUGAUAUGUUGUAGCAUCACUGAAAUUGAAAUAGUACUGAAAAAGAAAAAAAUCCUCGCGUUUAGGCCCCAAUUUCUCAAGUAUUAUGGCUUCAUUCUUUCACCAGUUUGAAUUUGGAUUUGUCAUCCACCGUAAACAUUAAUGUGCAGGUUUACAAAUGGAAAUUACUUAAAACUCUACCGAAUGUAUAUAUUAGGCAAACACUUUGCACUACUUGACAUGUUAAUUGCAUAUAGUUGAUGCACUCACAUCUUUGUUAUUAAUGACAUAAAUAUUUUGUCCUAAUAUUUCUAAUUCUUAUAGAGAUCCCCUCUAUGUGCAGGGUGAUGAAUAUGAUUAUGGAAGGUUUUUGCAUUGGAGAGAAUACUGCUAACCAGUUUGCCAAAAAAAAAAAAACAUUAAAUUGAAAUUUUGAGUCUUGGUUUCCUUUAUUGGUUAGAUUCUUGUAUUCUUUUUUUUUGGUGGAAAUUUAUAUAUUUAAUUUUGUUUCAUGUGUAUGUUGUACAGUAAGUUUUGUGAGUAUGUUGUUUUCUCUUGUAUUCAAUUCUGAAUAAAAUAUUGGUACAUUU